Mercenaria mercenaria is the source of this 1578-nucleotide messenger RNA. RefSeq lists its product as uncharacterized. The record is from RefSeq and is a predicted model, not a curated record. Lineage: Eukaryota; Metazoa; Mollusca; Bivalvia; Venerida; Veneridae. The coding region runs from base 289 to 657 and encodes 122 amino acids. The transcript has 2 exons.
UAUAUUAUGCUUAAACAAUAGUUUAACGCUACUGGCAUUGUAAAUGCCCAACAAUUAUAUUAUAGUUCAUUUUAAGUGAACUCUUUAACGAUCAAAUCAGACGACGGUAAUGAACGAGACGUAACCAACGGGACAUACAAUAUUAAAAACCCCGCUAUUCGUGAUUUUCAUUGCCGUUACUUGAUUACUUGGGUUCAUUUACUCAUUUAGGUUACACUAUACCGGAUGUUUACAUAGCGGGAAACGUUUGAAACAUAAUUUGCAGAAAGACAAAUUUCCACGAUUAUAAUGGCCAAAUCUAAAGCAGAGCGCAUGCGCGAGUACCGAGCUCGGAAGAAACAACAGCUUGGGGAGAAAGAGUGGCUUAAGAGAGAACGUGCCCGCACAAAACCUUACUUCAAACCGAUGGCGUUGCUAGAUGAGAGCAAGCAGAUUGAAAUUAGAGAAAAGAACCGGAUAAACCAGAUUCGAUUUAGAAGGCGGAAACGGCAACAGAAGAAUACUCUUGUCCACAGCAGUACAGAACCACAACCGUCUAGAAGCGCAGAAUCUAAUGAAAAUGAAGUAUCAAGUACAACAGACACAACAUUGAAGUCAGUGAAGGGUGUUUCGUCGUUGCCCGAUAUGACAAUCAGAAAUACAUUGGACAAGUAUUAGAAGUUUGCUUUGAUGAUAACACCGCUUAUAUCAACUUCAUGUCCGACCCUGGUAAACGUAAAGGAUGCUUUAAGUGGCCCAUCACCGAGGACAAAGUAUGGCGCGAUAUGGCGGAUAUCAUUAAAGUGAUUGAAACGCCGGUGCGGACCACUAAAACAGGUCGCCUAUAUUCUGUUCCUGAAAAUGUACUCAAGCUUGUGUGCGAUGAAUAAAUGACAAAAAAUGUGUUGAGUAAUAUCAUUUACCGCUUAAAGUUAAUCUCUUUCAAAUUUUCGUAUGUCACAUUUCUUAACACAGCGAUGCUGUAAUGAAACACAGAUAUCUCGAAAACGCAAAAGUAAUGAACGGGACAACAGUCUAUGAAGAUCGUCGUCAAUUGUUUAGUAGAAUAUGCACACUGUUUCAUAGCAUUAUGUUGAACAUUUCACCACGAGCUUGCUCAGUCGUAAAGUUAAAGAUUCAUGGUAAUAACCCAUUAAUAUCAGAAAACCAAGAUUUGAACAUAUAUCUUAAUUAGUAAAUAUAUUUGUGGCUUUUCAAAUUUUAUAUAGACAUAAUUAUAUUGAAUAGAUAUGUGGUUAUAUUCAAUUGAAACAGUUAAAUAUUCUAAUGUGUACAAGUGUUGUUAUAAGACGCUUUUUACCUUAUAGAAAUGACAGUGUAAUGAACGGGACAAGUAAGUGUAACGAACGGGACAUAUAAAUUUCGAUUUAAUAAGCAACGCUGUGUUUUUGCAAACCACUUACAUUAACCAACUUGCGUUAUUGACACAUAGAAUUAUAGUUUAUGAUAUGUCGUUUAUGUUAAGAAAAGAUGGUUUUGUUACUAUGAGGUUCUAAACACAGGUCAUGUGUAUUAUUUCUUUUUAUGUGACCAUGGUUACCAGUUUAAAUUGUUUGAUGUUUACAAUAAAAUGCAUAC